This is a messenger RNA of Girardinichthys multiradiatus, 9179 nucleotides long. RefSeq names its product N-acetyltransferase 8-like (gene aspnat). The transcript has 3 exons. Gene Ontology annotation, molecular function: L-aspartate N-acetyltransferase activity. The record is from RefSeq and is a predicted model, not a curated record. Gene Ontology annotation, cellular component: mitochondrial membrane. Bases 166 to 990 code for a protein of 274 amino acids. NCBI's taxonomy places the organism in Eukaryota, Metazoa, Chordata, Actinopteri, Cyprinodontiformes, Goodeidae.
CAGCAUCGCUCAGGGUUGCAGCAGAACAUCCCCCCUCCUCCGUCUUAUCCCCCCCCUUUCCAUCAUCCGCUCACGGUUUUUUAGGAGAAUCUUUUUACGCAUCAACCAUCCUCAUCCACCACACUCCAGAACUGUAGCGGAACCGUCUUUCUGCAGGCCAGUUGCAUGCAUUGUUCGUCUCCAAAAAUGGUUUGCGAGACUAAAAUCGUUGCGGAUGAGCACGACGCUAUACCUGGGACCAAAAAAGAGUCGAUGAUGUGGGGCUCCCCGGCGGCCCCCGGCGCCGAGCCCAAGGAUGUGCGGAGGGACGCGGUGUUUAUCCGCGAGUUCGAGCGCGGGGACCAGGACGAGGUGCUGCGCAUCUUCCACGAGGGGAUCAUGGAGCGGAUCCCCAACACGGCGUUCAGGGGGAUCUGGCAGCAGCCCAGGACCCAGUUUAUAUACGCCUUUCUGACAGUAAUGUGCUUUUACAUGACCAAAUCUGUCACGCUGACCUGCUGUGCGCCACUCAUUCUCAUGGGUGCGCGCUACUACUACAGCAGGAAAGUUAUCCAGAGUUAUUUGGAAUGCGCUCUGCACACGGACAUGGCUGACAUAGAGGCUUAUUACAUGAAACCCACAGGCUCCUGUUUCUGGGUGGCGGUUCUUGAUGGAUGUGUUGUGGGCAUUGUGGCAGCCCAGGGCCAAGAGGACGACAACACUGUGGAGUUGCGACGCAUGUCUGUGGACUCUCGCUACAGGGGCAAAGGUAUUGCAAAGGCCCUGGGCCGCCGUGUUCUAGAGUACGCCAUGCGCAACAACUAUGCCGCCGUGGUUCUUGGAACGACCGCCGUCAAGUUGGCCGCCCACAAGUUGUACGAGUCGCUGGGCUUCUGCAGGACGAGCCAGAGCGAGGACUACAGGCUACCUGGGAUGAGCCGCUCGCCGCUGGAGAGGCUCUUCUUCCAGAUCCGCCACAGCCGCUACCGCCUGCAGCUCCGUGAGGAGUGAGAGGUGAUGAGGAGAGAGAGAUGGAGGAGGGGGAGAUGGAGGGAGAGAGGGACAGAGAGAGCAAACACCCUCCUUCACCUUUGAACCCCAACUGCAUCCUCUCCUCUGACAGCUUUUAUUUAUUUUGUGUCAUUAUAGAUAUGUUUGAGUAACACUUUUUCAUGGUGAUGCCACUAAUGUGUUUUAUUGUUACAGAUUUUUGGCUAUUGUUUUUGUACACUGACUGAGUAUAUAUUUUUUCAGAUUCAUUAACCUAAUUUUUGGCCUUCUUAUCCCUCCCUCUCCACUGGAGAAAUAAAACAAUGUAUUUUGAGCAGAAAUUGAAAUGGGCUCCAAACCAAACACUGUCCAACCUUUGACCCUAGAUUAUGUGACCCCAGACCAACCGCUCCCCCUCACAAUUAUUAUAGUUAAUAAUAAAUAAAUUACAAUAAAUACUAGCAGCACAAUUCGGCGCAAUAAGUAAUUCGCAAUCUGCUGCACUGGAAGUGUUCGGACAGGACGGGAUGGUUCAGAUAUGGUUUCCUUGAGAGGGAAGUCAAACGAAAAAAGUCUUGGGUGUCAUUCACAAUCAUUGACAGCGCUGGUAAAGAUGUGUACAAAAGCGUUAAAAUGAAUGGUUCUUCAUACAAUCAGUGUAUAAACGGUGGAGACUUCCUCUAUAGUGCUUCACUAACAAAGUUUUGUAAGCCUGGCCAACAAGACAUCUUUAUUAAUUAACUAUGUCAAGACAACAGACAUCUGCCUUCGUUUAAAUGACAUGUUUUCUUGUCUUUCCCAUUCUGAGACUGACUAAGAGAAACGGGCCUCUGUGUCACUUCAUUUUAAACACCAUGAAAAAGGAAGUCUUUGAUUACUAAUGAAAAGUUUCUAAACAGCCUGAUAAACUAAACUACGUAAUAAGCAAUAUUGUAACUAAGUUCUUUAGUCACAUUAAUUUCAUAGGAGUUGUUGGUGAUUUUCUUUUAAAAACAAUUACUUCAUACCAUUAAAGGUGUUUUUCACACGUCUUUACCGGGGGUGCCAGCAAGUUUGUUACACCUUCCUACUUUGUGUGUUUAUUGCGUACAGACUAAUGUAACGCACACACUCAGAGCGAAGUCAUUUGACAGCUGGCCUGUCUCAAGAAACCAUAUUGAAGCACAGUGAGAGCAGAUUCCCGCAGUGAGAUUUAAAGACAACAGGAUGCUCACCAGAAAAUGUUUGGUGCAUCCUGUACACACUGAUCAACGCGGUGAAUGGUUCCUAAGCAUUAAUCUCUGUGAUCCUUUCAAACAAAUUGCUAAACUUGGUCUCCAUUUGUUUUUAACUUAUUUAAUCGAUUAACUCAUUUUAUCUCUCUGGAGCUAUGGAUGGGUUUCAGCUUUAUGGUGAAGGGAGGGUGGAGCUUUCUCGCUCAGAGCUUGUGUGUACGUGUGAUUAUUGGGAGCUUGUCAUGGCAUAUGUAUGUGGAUUCACAAGGCAAGGUUUACGUUACACCAAGCCUCUAGAGUGUUUGUGAUAUAUUUUAUUUUUUUGGCUAAAAAUCAACUAUUAGCUAACUUAAACUACUUUAUAUGCGUGCUAAUAAAUUGUUUGCUGAUUAAAUCGAGUUAAAGUCUUACAUUUUAAAUACGUUAACAGCCUAAUUAAAAAACUUUUAAUUUUCUAACUUUAACAAAGUACCAUGUUUAAAUAUGCAAAUUAUACUGUCAAAACUACGACAAUGACUAAGUAGCUGCAGUCUACACUUAAUACAUUCAGGUAAUUGGGUAAAACAUGACUACUAGCAAUACUUACAUGACUGAGCACAAAUUACAAACCAGUAUUGGAACCCAUGUAUUGGCAUGAGCAUCGCUUCUGUUCUGUGUGUUUUUACUGUGUAUAGAGCUGAAAACUCAUGUAGCAAAUGUCGAAGUUUCUCUCGUUCCUGCUUACUCCGACCAAACAACCAGCUGCAGAUUCAGGAAUCCAUGACUCUGAGCCUAAGUUGUGUCAUCAGACCAUUAUACAAUGUCAAACGUACGGCAAAACGUAACAAAAAAAAAAGCACAUAAGCAGAAAAAUGGGGGGAAAAACAUGAACAUAAUUGUCACAAAUCAGCACCAUACCUCACUUUCCUUUACCCUCCUUUCCAUUCAUGAACCUGCAACCCUGGGCUGGACCAAAUAGCCCAUAAUCCUAUGUACUCUAAGAUACCACCCAUAACCUUCCUAUCUCUGCAUGUGGCCCCCCCUAAUCUUGCUGCAAAGCUUUAAUCACUUCAUUUGAAACCGGUAGGACCAGUCCAAUAAACGGUCCCUAAUCAGAAUUCAGUGUGACGCUGCCUGUGCAGCUACGGGACCGACUGGCGUCGGAUCACACACGAUGUAUGGUUAUGUGUGCAUGGGUGCGAUGCGCAGGAAUCGGACACUGAGAAUGACAGAUGUGGGAGUGUGUGUGGUUAAGAGUUGGUGAGAUAUAUAGAUAAUGCUUACCAACAGCAGCGCUGCCUGGACAUCAUUAUGCCCGCCAGCUCACCAACCGUAGAAUGCAAACAACAAUGCAAGUGUGGCAUGCCUCUGUACCCGCUGUGUGUCCGGCGCCUGCCCUGGAAAUGCAUAGGAGAAAAAAAAACAUAUGUACUAUAUUAAAUAUAUAUAUAUAAAUAUAUAAAAUAAGAAAAAAUACGCUUUUCUUAGGACAAAUAUAUGAAAUAAAUAUGUGUUUCUUUAAAAAAAAUGAAUUGUAAAAUUUGCAUGAAAUGUGUCUUUGAAUGCAAAUAUAACUUUAAGGGGAGGAACUUUGACCACAUGGCUAACAGUUAAAGGAAAAAACUUGUUUAGAUUAUUUUAGAUGUACAAAAUUAUCAGUAAUCAUUAUUAUCAGCCACAAGCAAGUACUAAAAAUCUUUCUAAGGGAGACAAAACUUACAUUGAAGCUGGAUCCCACAUCUGAAGAAAAAUUAAGCAACUAUUCAGAGUGUAUCUUUCCCUUUCUGAGGGAGAAGAAAGUUUGUUUCCUUCAUCUUUCUUCUGUUAGACCAGUUUUAAAACUUUUAGAAGGCAUUGAACCAUGGUGCAAAAAGCACAAUUUACAGAAACCUGUAGGUGUUUACAAAACUUGAUGCACCAGGGGACCAAAGUAAAAACUGUACUUCAGGUUCAGAGUAUUUACCUGUUUACCUUAGGCAUGGGCCAGUAUGAGAUUCUCAGGUUAUAACCUUAAGUAAAAAUACCAUGUUUUCACUGCAUCACAGUGUUUACACAAAAUAAUUAAAACUACAUGUUUCCAAUGAUUUAAUUGCUUUAUUUACAUCAGAAAUGCGACCAGCAUUCUGACUGCUGCGGAAAUGAUUUAUAUCGAUUAUUACAGUUAUAUGAUUUGUAGACUUAAGCACAGAAUACACAAAAAACACCUGCGAAAUUAAGCAGCAGUUUUUAAGUGCUUAUUGCAUGGAAAGCUAUACCUGAUUUUAGCUGGUUAAUUGGUCAGGCUACCUGCUCCGGUAGAGCAGACUGUCGGCUGCGUAACAGAGACUAUUUGUAGUUUACUAACUGCAGUUUUAAAGCAGCGUUACCUAAUAAGACUAUCACUGUCCAGAAACAUUUCUAAACACACAGUUCUCUUACUUGUCAGCCAGGGGGAAAGGAUAGGAUUCAUAAAACUGUCCAGCAGUGCUAAGCCACAGGUUUGGGAGGGGCAUUGUUACAUUACUCUAUUCGCCAAACAGCUGGAGAGAACAACGGUUGCUCCAGAACCUUCUCUGGGAUCUCCUUAAAAUGACUUUAAACCCUCGUAACAGUAUGAAGGAAAGAUUUAGCUAUUUUAAAAUUGUAACUUUUUAAAACCUUGGUAUACCCUAGAUACCUGUAACUGGCCCAUGCCUACAUUGCAGGUAGUUUGGAAUUAUACAGCAUUUCCACAAUAUUUGUUUGCAUUAUAUCAACAGUGGACAGAAAGCUGACUUUAGUUUGCUCUCGAAAGGGUUUUUUUCUCAGUAAACCCCCCUUUUUUGUUCAAGCCAUGUGAAAUGAAACACACAACCACACACUGUUUUCUCACACUCUUUGACCAAUAGCCUCCUGAUUUCACACUGUACUCCUGUUUUAGCAAACUAAUAAGACGACAGGCAACAUGUUAGAGCGACAGCUCAGUUUGAGAAUCACAAUAAUUGGACUGUGCCAUUUUACAACUCUGGUGUCACAAGAGUGAGAAGUUAGUGGUGCUGGCAGAAGAUUUCCUCGCAGAAACAUGUUAGACAUCUUACUUUGAUGCAGAUGAAGAGGGUCUUUCAGAUCCUGCGGGAAGACGGUGAAAUGUGUCAGUUCUGCUGCUGCCAUUUUACCCAGAUUUAGAGGUUCUUUUACACAUUCUGCAAGAAAUCAUUAAUGCUGACAAACACAUAUGGCAAAGGAAGGUAACAUCAUUCAAAAUGCUUUUGCCAAGGCCUUAUGCACUGGAAUCAAACAUGUGGACUGCAUGGCUUAAACUAGUUUAAGGGUAAAUGUUGAUUCCUAAAGACGAAGUGCACUGACUGUACUAUAAUGCAUUUACUUGUGGUCUGAGCAAUGUUAUGUUUUCUACUUCACGUGAAUGCUUUGCCCUGUGAAGUCUUACCUCUUUUGAAGACUUGGUCUUGCAUAUCUAAUGUUAGAAUGUAGUGACUUGUAUUGUAUUAAACAUCAGUGUCAGCUAACACACACUGUACAUUUAGUUAUGCACCAUCCUUUCAAAUAUUCUGCUGAUGUACAAUCCAAAAAAACUCUUAUGUUGAUUGUUUUUUUUUUGUCUGAGUGAGUGUGCGUUCCUUAUGAGGCUGAAGUUUAAAGCGGGAUGUCUCUGUUGGAGAAGCUGAGGGAGAAUAUUUCUUUUCUGGGGUUUGUUUAAGCGGCCACAAUAAGUUUAAAAGUGAUAAUGGAAGGAAUAUCUGUACUUGUGAUCUGUUUUCUUUCGGUUUAUUAAUGAGGAAAGAAGCUCAUAUUGUAAUCUGCACAAAUGUACGGACUCUGUGAGUGUGGCAUUCUUAAGCAACAGCAUUGCGAUCGGACACUUGCAGGCAGGAAUGUAAACUGCUGAUGUUUUGUCUUAAAUCUUUGCUGAUUGCCAUUUUUCUUUUUUUUACUUUCUGAAUGAAAAGAGUUGUUGUUGGUUUAGAGCAUCUGAUGGUUCUUUGAAUGAUUUACUCAACCACCCUAAUAAUUAUUUAGCAUUUUGAGUGAUUGUAAAUAGCUGUAUCUUCAACUGCUUUUUUAUCAUUAGUUACCUGUCAGCCUUGCUGGUUUGGACAGAUCCAGAUGAGUUUGUGACAGAAAAAGUGAGUCACCAGAAACGCUCCACCUGACGAAGAGGACGAUGAGAGGAAUGUGCCAACCUUGGCAGUCAAAAGAGGGGGCUUUGUGGGGCUCAGCACUGACUCCCCUUCUCUCUCUGCAGCUAUGGAGGACUUUGGACUCUGGACUGAGGCCACACGGUCCAAGAACGCAUAAGCACUUGUAGCACAACUUUGUCCUGUUUUGCUAUUACUGUACAGUACUGAUUGUUUGGCUAUUUCUCUUCCAUCUUAAUAUUUCCCUUGAAGAUUAAGGAUGAUGUCUCUCCUGUAUCAUCAGCCGCAUGUAUGAUAAGCAGAUAAAUGCAGGGCUAUGCAGGCUAUUACUUUUUGUGGAGGAAAAAAAUUGCCAAAGGUGAUAUUACUGUGCCGUACAAAAAGUAUUAAGACUCCUUGAACUUUUCUAGGUUUUGUAACUUCACACACCCAAUCUUUGUUGUUUUCCAGUGGUAUUUUGUUUGAUAGAUCUCCACUAAGAAGUGCAUAUUUGAGAAGUUAAAGGAACAAUACAUUGUUUUCUAAAUGUUAUAUAUUUUGUUUUACAAACCUGUGUGUUGUCUAUUUAUAUUCAGCCCCCUGACUCAAUACUUGAAAAAAAAAAAAAAACUACUUUUAUUGUAAUUAUCACUACAAGUCUUUUGGGGGUAUGUCUCUGCCAGCUUUGCAAAUCUACAGACUGAUUUCUUUCCUAUUUAUUUAUUUAUUUUUGGCAAAAUAGACCCAGCUAUGUCAGAUUAAAUGGAGAACAUUUGUCAGCAGUCAUUCUUAAGUCCUGCCUCAGAUUCUCAAUUGGAUUUAAGUCUAGACUUUGACCUUCACUGGCUGUGCAGGGUCUUCAUCCUGCUGAAAGGUGAAGUUCAACCCAAGUCUCAAGUGUGCAACCUCUAAAAAUUCAUAUCCUCAUUAUUGUCCUCUAUUUAGCUCCAUCCAGCUUCCCUGUUCCUCCUUAAGAAAAGCAACCCCACAGCAUCAUGCUGCCACCACCAUGUUUGACCAUGGGGACAAUGUUUUGUGUGCUGGCAAAGCCCCCCCCCCCCCCCCCCCCCCCCAAAAAAAAAACCUGAUCUUCUUCUGACCCGUGCAGUUGUAACCAAAGGUGUUCUUUGGUCUUCAUGAUGCUUUUCAUUCUCAAAUAACCUUCUGAGGCCUUAACAGAACAGUUUUAUUUAUUCUGAGAGUAGUGUAAACAGAUUGACUUUAUUUACCAGUAUUAGAGGAAAGGGGGCAGAAUACAAAUGCACGCCACACUUUUCAGAUUAAUGCGAUUUUGCGUUGAUCUAUCACAUAAACUCCUUUUAAGAUCCAUUGAAGCUUGUGGUUGUAACAUUACAAAAUGUAGAAAAUUCUGUCGUACACAAUUUCAAAAUUGUGGGAUUUUUUUGUUGUUUUGUGUUGUUUUUGGAAAGAAUUCCUGCCCAUGUGCCAUCUAAUCAAGCAAUAAGUGCAACCAGACAAAACCUGAAAGUAAUGACAUAUUACACAGAUUUUACUAAAAUAGAUGAAAUGCUGCAUUCACAUCACACCCAUUACGAUGGCACAGAUGCCAGCAGUCUAUUGGUAACGAGGACUCAUUAAAUCAGCCUGAAGGGAAGAUUGUAAAGUGUUAUUCUUGUUUUGUAUUUUUUUUUUUUACUCAAAGCUGAAGUGCACAGGUGUACCUCUGAAUAAUUGUAAAGAUGCCAAAUAGAAACGACAGGAGAGGGAUGAUGGAUGCUAAAGAGCAAACAGUUCCAGCAGACAGGAGCAACAAACGGUGCAGCUGCUCUGAAAGUGUUCUCUGCCGUAUACACCUCUUAACUCAGCUCUGAUACUCCCGGUUAAUUCACCCCACCAAAACAUCUGAACAACCGUCAACCAUGCAGAUGUUUACCACAAGUGAGAAUAUAAGUAUUUCUUUAAAUCUCCUUGUUAGUAACUGUAAAGCUGUAAAGUAUACUUCAAUGUAAAUAGCACUUUUGGUCAUUUUUACACUUUUUAUAACUGUGAAUAAGGAUUUAAAAUUUAUAGAAAAAUAUAUUUACAAAAUGGUUUCCGAGCCUCAACAGGGGUGCAAGUAGUACCUCACUGCAACCCCAUAUUAAGCAGACACUUUCAGAUGCAGCAGUAUGCGCCAUUUUAGCCCUGGCCCUUUAAAGCAGUCUUUGUCCCACGCUGAUGGUGGUCAGGGCACGGCCUUCUCUCCUCAUGCCUGUCUGCUUGAACUCUGCAGACGAGUGUCAGAGCGCUGCAGCAGCGUUGUGACCUUGUACCGAGCCGUGUAGCUACAUGAAGCUGCUGUGAUGCAAAUGCUCUCUGUGCCCCGGAGGGCUGUCUUGGCUGUUGUCUGUUACCAGGAAACCAAGCCGUACAAAGCACAGCAGGGGGACAGAUCCAAAGCCACACUGUGGGAAAGCAGGCCGGUCAGCUAUAGGAGGCCAUCAUAGAAGCAGGCUAGGCAGAUAGAAGGUGCUAAAAGGGGACCUUUUCCCCAACUGUUUUAAGGUUGAAAACACAGACAGAAGGGAAGGGACUAAACACCUUCAGGGAAGCAAAUGAUUGAGGAAAGUAGGGUAAAAACUACAGUCAGCGAUACCUCGACUAUCGCUCGCAUGUAAAGCGCCAAGCAAGGCAAGGCACUUAAACAAUAUGAAGGCACAGUUGGUUCAAUCAGUCUGCCAUAACCUCAGUGAGAAUGCAAUGGAAACUUGUUUUUUCUCGGGGUCUGUUAGCCUUCAGCUCCCUUUGCGUCAUCCCUUUGACAGAAUGCUGUAUUAUCACCCCAGAACUGCUAUUAUUAUUGUGACUUUACACCAUUUAUUUUAUACUGACAACUGGGACACUGUAUAGAUGUAAAGAUUGACUGAACGAUGACUGAAACAUGGGUGUACAUAUGCUGUAUCGAUUAAAGACAAUGCAUUGA